This is a messenger RNA of Penicillium diatomitis, 1263 nucleotides long. Its product is annotated as RNA 3'-terminal phosphate cyclase-like protein. Bases 1 to 1263 code for a protein of 420 amino acids. Gene Ontology annotation, biological process: ribosome biogenesis; endonucleolytic cleavage of tricistronic rRNA transcript (SSU-rRNA, 5.8S rRNA, LSU-rRNA). The transcript has 2 exons. NCBI's taxonomy places the organism in Eukaryota, Fungi, Ascomycota, Eurotiomycetes, Eurotiales, Aspergillaceae. Gene Ontology annotation, cellular component: nucleolus. The record is from RefSeq and is a predicted model, not a curated record. Gene Ontology annotation, molecular function: RNA endonuclease activity.
AUGUCCCGGAACGGAUCAACCUGGGCCCAAAUCACAGCAACCACACAAGAUGGCCACGACAUCUCAACCCCCCUGCGAUUUACAACGCAUCACAACCUUGUCUAUCGACUUGUACUUUCGACCCUGACUGGUCGCACGGUACACAUCUCGCAGAUUCGCUCAUCCUCGCCUACGAACCCCGGCUUGGCGCCACAUGAGAUUUCGUUCCUUCGAUUGCUCGAAGCUGUUACCAAUGGCUCUGAGAUGGAAAUUUCGUACACCGGUACCAUUCUGGUUUACAAGCCCGGCUUGAUCACUGGCAGCGCGAGCGGCAUUGGCGCCAGUGGCGGAGUGAUUCACCAUGAACUUCCUUCCAAUUGCAGUCGUGGACUGAGCUACUUCUUGAUUCCUCUCUGUCUGCUUGCACCAUUCUCCAAAUCGCCGCUCAAAGUUCUCUUCACUGGCUCCGGUGUGAUCACUUCUGCUACCCCGACGGGUGACAUGUCAGUCGACAGCGUUCGCACCGCGAUUCUUCCCCUCUAUAAUCAAUUCGGCAUGUUCAACAACGUGGAAUUGCGCAUUCUGAAAAGAUCGAAUCCUGGCCCCAACGGUCGCGGUGGUGGUGGUGAAGUGCAAUUUACAUUCGGACACCAAAUUCGCCUUCCCAAGACCCUGCACCUCAUGAACGCUGGUCGCAUCAAACGCGUGCGAGGUGUUGCGUACUCUGUGGGUGUAUCAGGCUCUAACAACGCCCGAAUGAUCGAAUCUGCGCGUGGUAUUCUCAACCCGCUCAGCCCGGAUACUUAUAUCUUCUCUGAUGUCUCAUCGGCACCUCUCGUUCCUGCACCAGACAAGAGCAACCCCAAUGCGAAGAAGAAGAUCGGACUCGGCUUCGGUCUGUCUCUUGUCGCUGAGUCUUCUACCGGCUGCCUUUUCUCCGCCGACGUUGCGUCUCCGCCUUCUGGUGGUGAGGCUCCCGAGGAUAUCGGCAGAAAGUGCGCCUUCCAACUGUUGGAGACCGUCUCAAAGGGCGGUUGUGUGGCUCCUGCAGCAGUCACCACCAUGCUGACUUUGAUGACUAUGGGGUCUGAAGAUGUUGGUCGUCUGCAGGUAGGACGUGAGGUUAUCGCCGAUCCUAACACCGUUCAAUUGGCGCGUGACUUGGCCAAAUUCGGUGCCCCUGGUUGGGGUAUCCGUGACGCGGCUGGGGAGAACGAGGAUGGCGAUGUGAUUGUCAGUGUCGUUGGGCGCGGAAUCGGUAACAUCGGCCGAAAAGUCGCUUAA